AUGCCCCGAAGUCAUAACAUCUCCUCGCACGACCUCAGGACACUUUCCUCUCUGGUGGGCGGUUCUAAGAGUAAAGAUCCACCUGAAACCAUUCGGCUUGCUAUGCAGACUAUCAAUGGCUUGCGAGCUGAUCUGGACACUGCCGGCCGAACAUGUACACAGCUAAGAUCUCAACGGGACAAUGUCCAUAACCAUAAGCAGGAACUGAAGAGUAACAAGGAGGCUCUCGAGAGGGCGGUAAAAAUGUUGGAGGAGAAGCUCGCGAGACUAGCAACAAUCAAUAGUUGUCUAAAAGCCGAGCGUGAGGCAGACCAGAGGGAACAUGGUAAGCUGGAGGAUGAGCAUUCGAAGCUGCAGGCGGAUCACGCAGCAUUGCAGGCGGCCAAUACGCGGGUUCAUCGGCAGUUGAAUGAAUCCAUGGGCGUGCCUAACGCCAGUUGGAACGAAUGCGUAGCGCGUGCCGCAGAACUUGCAAAGUCCGAAGGCGAACAUGCACCCUGCAACAAUCAAAUACUUAGGACACAGGAAGAGGCGAACAAAAAAAUCUCCGCUGCUAGAGAGCGGCGCGACUCUGCGGAAGCUGAGACGGCUCUCGUUACAGAGCAAAAGCAACAAGCCAUGAAGCUGUAA
Molecule: messenger RNA, 630 nt
Organism: Aspergillus puulaauensis
Lineage: Eukaryota; Fungi; Ascomycota; Eurotiomycetes; Eurotiales; Aspergillaceae
Exons: 2
Coding region: 1-630 (209 amino acids)
Source: RefSeq, a predicted model, not a curated record